AUGUUUCUAGGUCAAGUUUCGUGGCUAGAUAUUGUCGUCUUUCUAUUCUUCCUUACACCUCAAUUGAUCAUCCAUGUCGGCUUCAUUCAGACUGCUAGUUGUGGUCUACAAGCAUUGCCAUUUUUGUUAAUCAAUCUUCCUCUAUCAUUCGUCAAGGAACGUUUUCUUACACCUUGUGAACAACGAUCACCUUUUGUUCAACAGGCCUCAUGGUUUGAAGAUAUAGUCGUCCGUUGUGUUCGUUAUGCCUUUGCCUACAUCCCAGCAAAUAUUGGUCGAGUCUUCUUCUCAAAAGGUGUUGCAUUGCCAUUUUUCAAGUUUCGCAUGUUUCGUCAUGGGUAUACUGAAUCUCCAAUUCAUUGGAAUGAGGUCAACCAGGACAACGUGAAAGGGAUUUGGAUCAUUGCGGACAAAACGAAGGAACCAGACAUUGUGAUCUAUUAUGCUCAUGGUGGCGGAUUUGCAAUGGGAUCAAGCUAUUUCUAUCUCGAAUUUCUUCUUGCGUGGUUGAAUCUUCUCAAAGACUCUAGAAAAUUUCGAAAUCCUGCCAUCUUCGCAUUAGAGUAUAGCUUGGUACCCGAUGAAUCAUAUCCAACGCAGCUUCACGAAACCUUUGCCGGUUACAAGUUUGUCUUGUCAAUGACCGACGACCCCUCAAAAAUUUGUGUCAGUGGCGAUUCAGCUGGAGCAACAUUGAUUCUCAGCCUGCUUCUUCACAUAGCUAGGCCAGAUAUUGCAAACUCGGAUCCAAGCAUUGAAAGGGUACAUACCGAAACUCCUGCAAUGGCUGUUUUAAUAUCUCCAUGGACGACCCUGGAAUCGCCACAACAUAAGAAUACUUCAAGCGACUAUCUAGAUGCAGAUAGCUUACAUCUUUAUGCUCAUCAAUAUGCUGGAUCUCGAGCUUCUGUCUUGGAUCCAUCAAUCUCACCAGGAGCAUGUAAAGAUUUAGACUGGUGGAGAAUGGCCAGUCCUACCAGAGGUUUCUUCAUCACUUAUGGCUCGGAAGAGGUAUUUGCGCCAGAGACUCGUGAUCUCAUCAUGCUUCUCAAAAAAUCAGGCAAGGUGGAAAUUCGAGGACAAGAACAAAUAGGUGGUAUUCACGCAUGGCCUGUUGCCGCUUUAUUCUUAAGUAGUACAUCAGCGGCGAGGCGAAAGGGGUUACGCAUGCUUGUGAGUGAGAUAGGCGAACGAAUGGGAAAGGCACAUUGA
This is a messenger RNA of Botrytis byssoidea, 1212 nucleotides long. RefSeq lists its product as uncharacterized. The record is from RefSeq and is a predicted model, not a curated record. Gene Ontology annotation, molecular function: hydrolase activity. The transcript has 4 exons. NCBI's taxonomy places the organism in Eukaryota, Fungi, Ascomycota, Leotiomycetes, Helotiales, Sclerotiniaceae. The coding region runs from base 1 to 1212 and encodes 403 amino acids.